Ceratosolen solmsi marchali is the source of this 746-nucleotide messenger RNA. RefSeq names its product Cytochrome c oxidase assembly factor 7 (gene Coa7). Lineage: Eukaryota; Metazoa; Arthropoda; Insecta; Hymenoptera; Agaonidae. Bases 42 to 746 code for a protein of 234 amino acids. Gene Ontology annotation, molecular function: protein binding. Gene Ontology annotation, cellular component: mitochondrial intermembrane space. The record is from RefSeq and is a predicted model, not a curated record. The transcript has 3 exons.
AUUGCUUGAUUUAUUUUAUAAAUUUGUUUCUGCCGCUCAUUAUGAACAAUUAUAAUUUUAAAAAUGCCGAUGAAAUUAAAGAGUUUUUGAACAAUAUUCAUAUUGAGUAUUCGUAUUCCUGUUAUAGUGAACAUAAACCCGACGGUUGUCACUUGCUUGGAGAUUAUUUUGAGAGUGUAAAGAGGGACUUUAAAAAAGCGGCCAGUAUUUAUCAAAAUAAUUGUGACAAUCUUGAUUUUCCAAAAAGUUGUAAUAAAUUUGGAUUAUGGAGUAUUGUAGGUAAAGGCUGUGAGAAAAACUUGCAACAAGCUAUGAAAUACCUGAAAAAAUCUUGUACGUUAAAUGAGAUUCAAGGCUGCGUAGCAUUAGGAAUAUUAACAGUCUCAUUUCCGCAAAUUCAUAAUAAUAAUAAGGACAUUGUUAUAGAAGAUGGUAUAAAAGUGUUGGAAAAGUGUUGCCAGGAGCAUAAUUCUGAAAAGGCGUGUUUCCAGCUUUCCAGUACUUAUAUAAGUGGUAUCGAAGAUAUUUUAGAAAGAAAUAUGCAAAAAGCUUACAAAUACUCGUUGAAGGCAUGCGAGCUGGGAAAUUAUUACGCUUGUGGAAAUAUUUCACAAAUGCAUGAGAAGGGCGAAGGUGUGGAGAAGAGCCCGACAUUAGCAGAAACAUUCAGAAAAAAAGCUGCGGAUAUAGAAAAAGAAAUUAAAGAAGUUCGUUCGAUGGAGUUUGGCCAUGGUAUAAAAGUAUAG